GUACAUAUAAAAAAUAUCUAUAAAUCUAUCUAUAAAAGUGUAAGUGAAAAAAAUGGUUGUUGAAGAAAAAACAGAAAAGUCUGUAGAAUUGGAUGAUGUGCUUCGGAAGUUUGCUUUGUCUCAAAAAUAUCAUGUGAUUUUUGGAAUUCUACUCUUCAUUGCUUUUGCUACGAACUCGCUUGCUGGCAGCCAGUUUGUGUUUGCUGCAGAAUAUGUACAGUACAAAUGUGACAACUCUCUGAAUGAAUGUGGAGUAAGCUCACCUAUAAAUGUGACAUUUGAGAAUCAAUUUGACCAGCAGUGCUACGCGAGGGUGCCACUAGACGAGGCUGCUACUUGCUUCGAGGUGAACCAAUCCACCCUGGUGCCCUGCAAUGACUGGGUCUAUGAGAACCCUGACAGCUUUGUUGGUGAGUUCCAGUUGGCGUGCCAAGAAUGGAAGAGGACUCUUGUCGGUACUAUUUCCAGUUUCGGAAAUAUGCUCGGCUUACUGAUUGUUGGACCAGUUUCAGACAGGAUUGGUAGAAAGAACACCCUGAUCAUGACAGGUGUCAUCGGAGGAGUCCUGGGUCUCGCCAAGAGUUUUGCCACCAACUACUGGCUGUAUGUUGUGUUGGAAAUGGCCAACGCUGCUUUAGGGGACGUGUGCUCGCCGGCUUUCAUGCUAGCUGUAGAGAUUGUUUCAGUAAGGGACCGUGCUAAAUAUUACAUGGUAACGCAAUUGGGAUUCCAAAUAGGAAACUUUAUGCUCGUUUUGGUCGCAUGGCUAUUCCCAUACUACAGGACUUUACUGAGAGUCAUUUAUGCACCCUUGCUACUUUUCAUUCUCUAUGCUUACUUCAUAGACGAAAGCCCGAGAUGGCUACUAACGAAAGAAAAAAAGAAAGAAGCAGUUUCUAUAUUAGAAAAAGCAGCUAAGAAGAAUAACAUCAUACUCGACAAAUCUUGGCUAGAAAACUUAACGUGUGAAAAGGAAGACAAAUCUGGACAAAUUGGAUAUUUAGCGCUGUUAAAAACUACAUUUUCUUCUAAAGUAUUACUGCAAAGGUUCUUGAUUUGUCUAGUCUGGUGGACCACUAGUACAUUUGUGGCAUGGGGUUUAACUGUGAAUUCUGUUUUAUGGGGUGGCAACAAAUAUUUAAAUUAUGCCUUGAUACCUAUGGUUGAUAUACCUGCAGCUUUUACGAUGGGCUAUGUGUUGAUUAGAUUUAAAAGAAAGAUGCCCUUGAUGAUAUCAUUCUCUUGUGCUGCAUUAUUCUUCUUUAUACAGCUAUUCUUACCAUCAGACUUGAAUUGGCUUUCUAUAAUGUUCUUCUUGGGCGGAAAAUUCAUGGCUGCAAUAUUUUUCAAUAUAACGUAUGUGUUUACAUCAGAGUUAUUCCCAACUCAUACCAGAAACUCAAUGCAUGCUCUGUGUUCAUCUAUCGGAAGAAUUGGUUCUAUACUCGCGCCGCAAACGCCAUUGUUGUUGGCCUACUGGACCGGUCUUCCUGCUGUGCUCUUCGGUUCAGCUUCAGCUCUCGCAGCCUUUGUCACUAUAUUUGUACCUGAUACAGCUGACGACUCUUUACCAGAUACUGUACAUCAAGCUGAAUUUGUUGGAACGAAUGAAGGAAAGAACAAGACAGCGAAUUGAUUCAUAAAUUACCUAAAUAGUUUUCUUUUUUGUAUGCCUCUGAUGGAAAUUAAAAUAAAUUGUUAUAAAUAGUAA
This is a messenger RNA of Plutella xylostella (diamondback moth), 1711 nucleotides long. RefSeq names its product solute carrier family 22 member 1. Gene Ontology annotation, biological process: transmembrane transport. Gene Ontology annotation, molecular function: transmembrane transporter activity. NCBI's taxonomy places the organism in Eukaryota, Metazoa, Arthropoda, Insecta, Lepidoptera, Plutellidae. The record is from RefSeq and is a predicted model, not a curated record. Gene Ontology annotation, cellular component: membrane.